AUGUUUUCGACUAUCAAAAAUUUUUUACAUCGUCAUAGAAGAAAGUUUCUUGUGACUGGUGCAGUUUUAGGGUCCAUUUAUUUUCUGAUGAGCUAUGCACAGAAAAAACUAAGAGAAUGGCAAGAAACAGAGGCCAAAAAAUUCUUUGAAAUGACAAGAAAGAAACAACACUUUGAAAGCACUGAGCGUACAUGUAAUCAAACAAUACUGUCACUUUCAAAAAUUGUUUCUGAAAAUAUUUUGACUUCAUUAAAUACUGAGGAAAUUGUACAAAAACUACAAGACAACCCUGGAAACAAACUGGAAUUAUGGGAACAAAUAAAAAUAAUGAUUUUUACCAGAAUAUGUGUGCUUGUGUAUGCUCUUUCAAUAUUACAAGUGACAUUAAGAAUUCAACUGAAUAUAAUUGGUGGCUAUUUAUAUAGAGACUCUGUAUUAGAACAUGAGCCACUGAUUGAUAGCAAUUUGCAAUCAAAAUAUUUGUCCUUGUGUCAUCACUUUGUUGGGGCUGGGUUAGAGGAUUUAGUAAGGCAGAUAGAAAGGGUGGUUAAAAGAGUAGUAGACCCUAUAUCACUAAAAAAAAAAAUAACAUUACUAGAAGUUGAACAAACAUUUUGGUCGAUCCAAACUAUUUUAUGUACUGAUACUAAUGAGGGAGAUCCUGUUAAAAAGAUGGUGCACUACUUGGUAGAUCACACAGAAAUAAAUGAGGCUAAGUUUGACACAAUUGUUAAAGAAACAAUGGAUGUUUUGGAAAGUGAUGAAGUUACGUCUGUAACUAUGUCUACUAUUAGUAGAAGUUUUUCCUCUGUUAUAGAUGAGAUAGCUAACUUAUUUGUCUCAAAGUGGGUACCAACAUCUAAGAAUCACUUAGAAGUGGAUGAGGGUCAUGUUGUUACUAAUGGUGCUCUAAAAUUAGGAGCCCCAGCAGAUCCCUUUAUAAAUGUCAAUAAGGUAGAAAUGCAUUUUGUAAAGCUCUUGCCAAUUGUUAAUGAGCUGAUUACAAAAAAUACAUGCAAAGGUAAUACAAACAUUCCAGAUUUACUUACUCAACAAUUAACAUUAAAUGACAAGUUGAAGCUUCUAGGAGCCAACAUUUAUGAAGUCUUUAGCAAUACAUAA
Molecule: messenger RNA, 1122 nt
Organism: Pieris macdunnoughi
Lineage: Eukaryota; Metazoa; Arthropoda; Insecta; Lepidoptera; Pieridae
Source: the annotation of a GenBank genome assembly